Molecule: messenger RNA, 3281 nt
Organism: Scophthalmus maximus (turbot)
Lineage: Eukaryota; Metazoa; Chordata; Actinopteri; Pleuronectiformes; Scophthalmidae
Gene: gbe1b
Product: glucan (1,4-alpha-), branching enzyme 1b
Exons: 16
Coding region: 181-2325 (714 amino acids)
Biological process (GO): glycogen biosynthetic process
Cellular component (GO): cytoplasm
Molecular function (GO): 1,4-alpha-glucan branching enzyme activity; hydrolase activity, hydrolyzing O-glycosyl compounds; cation binding
Source: RefSeq, a predicted model, not a curated record
CAUCUUAAAGACACACACGCUCCCGCUCCAAAACAACAGCAGCACGCCGCCGAUGAUGAUGAUGAUGAUGGUGAUGAUGAUGAUGAUGGUGAUGGUGGGACGGGCUCGGCAGAGAGCGGCCUGAUUCGCUGCUGUCUCCGGACACCGACACCCCGCCCGCUCGCCCGCCGCGCGCAGUUCAUGUCACGGCCGCUGUCACCGAGGGGGCGAAGCGAGCGGUCGGUGCUCGAUUGGUUCGGUCUGGAGGGAGCAGCGAUGGCAGAGAGCGAGGGUAAUGUCACGAUCCCCGAGUUCAGCUGCCUCCUCCAAAUGGAUCCGCAGCUCAAGGUGUACGAGAAGGACUUCAGGAGGAGGUAUGAGCUGCUACAGAAGAAGCUCUUUCAGCUGGAAGAGGCAGAGGGAGGCUUUGACCAGUUCACGCGCAGUUACAAGACCUUUGGUGUGCACCGGCAGCCUGACAACAGCCUGGUCUUUAAAGAGUGGGCUCCGGCUGCAGAGGCCCUCUUCCUCACUGGUGACUUCAAUGGCUGGGACAAAUUCUCCCACCGCUACACCAAGAAAGAGUUUGGAAAGUGGGAACUGAUUCUACCGCCUAAACAUGACAAGUCUCCAGCUGUGGAUCAUAACACCAAACUCAAGGUGGUCGUUCACACAAAGGAGGGCGAGCGACUGUACCGGAUCUCACCGUGGGCAAAAUAUGUGACCAGGGAGGAGAAAUCUGUCAUCUACGACUGGGUUCACUGGGACCCCCCUCACCCUUACAUUCAAAUUCACCCUCGGCCAAAGAAGCCAACAAGCCUGAGAACAUACGAGGCUCAUGUGGGCAUCGCUUCACCUGAGGCAAAGGUAGCCUCAUACACCAACUUCAAAACCAAUGUGCUUCCUCGUAUAAAAGACCUGGGUUACAACUGUAUUCAGCUGAUGGCCAUCAUGGAGCACGCUUACUAUGCAAGCUUUGGAUAUCAGAUAACAAGCUUCUUUGCUGCCUCCAGUCGGUAUGGUACCCCAGACGAGCUGAAGCAGCUGAUCGAUGUGGCUCAUUCGAUGGGCAUCGUGGUGCUGCUCGACGUCGUUCACAGCCACGCCUCCAUGAACACAGAGGACGGCCUGAACCAGUUCGAUGGCUCUGACUCGUGUUUCUUCCACUCUCCGCCCAGAGGGGAGCACAGCCUCUGGGGCAGCCGCCUCUUCAACUAUUCCAGCUGGGAAGUGAUGCGGUUCUUGUUGUCAAACCUGCGCUGGUGGAUGGAGGAGUAUCGCUUCGAUGGCUUCAGAUUUGAUGGUGUUACUUCCAUGCUGUACCAUCACCACGGCAUAGGCUCAGGCUUCUCGGGGGACUACAGCGAGUACUUUGGCCUUCAGGUGGAUGAAGACUCCUUGGUUUACCUGAUGCUUGCCAAUCACAUUCUCCAUACCCUUUAUCCUGAUUGCAUCACUGUUGCAGAGGAUGUGUCAGGGAUGCCCGCUCUCUGCAGAGGAGUGGAGGAGGGAGGGCUUGGUUUUGAUUACCGACUGGCAAUGGCCAUUCCUGACAAGUGGAUUCAGAUCCUGAAGGAGUUAAAGGAUGAGGACUGGAGCAUUGGCGAUAUUGUCUACACACUGACCAACAGGCGUUACGGGGAGAAAUGCAUAGCCUAUGCAGAAAGUCAUGAUCAGGCUCUGGUUGGGGACAAGACUCUGGCCUUCUGGCUGAUGGACAAGGAGAUGUACACCAACAUGAGCACCAUGACUCCCAUGACGGCCGUCGUCGACCGCGGCAUGCAGCUGCACAAGAUGAUUCGCCUCCUCACUCAUAGUCUGGGUGGAGAAGGCUACCUCAACUUCAUAGGGAAUGAGUUUGGCCAUCCUGAGUGGCUGGAUUUCCCCAGAGAGGGGAACAAUCAGAGUUACCACUAUGCCCGGCGGCAGUUUAACCUGGUGGAUACGGAUAACCUCCGCUACUGUCAGCUCUACGCCUUUGACCGGGACAUGAACCGUACUGAAGACAAGUACGGCUGGCUGGCAGCCCCACCUGCCUUUGUCAGUGCCAAGCAUGAAGAGGACAAGGUCAUAGUGUUUGACAGGGCACAUGUGCUGUUUAUCUUCAACUUCCACCCCAGUAAGAGCUUCCAGGACUACAGGGUGGCGGUAGAAGUUCCAGGAAAAUACAAAAUCAAGCUGGAUUCGGACGAGGCUCUUUACGGAGGUCACGGACGGCUGGACCACAACACCGAGUUCUUCAGUGAGGCCCAGCCCUUCAACGGUCGCUCCAACUCCAUGCAGGUCUACAUCCCCUGCAGAACAGCCAUUGUCCUGGCCAACGAGGAGAUAGAUUACUGUUAUUAGAGGAUGAUUGUCUCCACGGAGAUGAGGAUCGAGCAUGGAUUCCAACCCCAACUGAGUGUUAACAAUCACCUUCAUCUCAAAGUGUCAACCUUGCGCACCACCCAACUCUUUUUGUGUGUUUGAGUCUUUCUCUAAAUGGAGGUAAAAAAAGGCAUUGUGAGCUUUCAAGCGCCAUCUGCAACAUUAGAUGCUGUGUAACCCCAUUUGCUCCAGAUUGGCCCAUUUGGGGAGCGUCCAACAUAACCAGCGGCUAGAUGCUAAAACUCGCAACCCUGCCGAGUCCAUCCACCACUAGCUAGCAGCCAUUUAUAGGCUCUGUUGAAUUCGGUGUGGCGUCUGAAGCACUUGACCAGCAACUGUGGCACAGGGGAGGAAACGGAGCAUCUUCAAACUUGCUAAAAGCUCAGAGAGAAAAAAAAGAGUGUUAUGAUGAUGCAUUUGACUUGAUUUAAUAAUUUUUUUUAUUUAAAAUGCAAAUUAUAGUAUAGUGUCAAAGACACUGGGGGAUUUAUAGUAUCACCAGCACUUGAAGAUCAAAACGUCCGCAUAUUUAAUCACUGAGUGAGUUGUCAAGUUGCACUGUGAGACAUAUCAUGGUAUUGUAAUUUGCACAAAAUAAGAAGAUGCUUUGAUUUAUCACACUUUUAGUGGAUAUCAAAAAAUGUUGUAAUGUUCAAAUUUAUGCUGCUACUAGGAGCAUUUGUGUGGUUAUUUAUGGCCAGUUAUUAAUUCAGUAAUUUUCAGCUGAAGCAAAGUGAUAUACAUCCUAGUUUGGAUUGUUCAUAGUGUGUUGUAUAGUACACUAGUACUGGAUUUGGAUUUUUAGCUGAAUGACUCACUGUUUCCUCUUUGCAUUAAGGAGUGCCUAGUUCCCCCUGUUGUAGAUCACAUGAACUCAUGCAAGUUGUGAAUUUCAACUCUUCAAACUAAUUCAAAUAAAGUGAUUCUGAUGAUGA